CCCUCCCUCCGCAGGUGCAGCUCAGGCAGCACCAUGGCAGUGCGCCAUUGGCGAGCAAUGGUGGUGGGAGUUGCGGCACUGCUGCGCCUGGGGCUGGUGGUCUACGGGAGGUACCAGGACGAGGCCCUGGCGGUGAAGUACACGGACGUUGACUACCAGGUGUUCACAGACGCGGCCCGGCACGUGGCCACGGGGCACUCACCCUACCGCCGGGCCACCUACCGCUACACCCCGCUGCUGGCCUGGCUGCUCAUCCCCAAUAUCUGGCUCUCAGAGCUCUGUGGCAAGCUGCUCUUCGUCAGCGGCGACGUGGUGGCCGCCUGCCUGAUGGAGCGCAUCCUCCGCCUGCGGGGGCUGGAGCCUGGCGCCGCCUGCGGCUACUGCGCCCUCUGGCUGCUCAACCCGCUGCCCAUGGCUGUGUCCAGCAGGGGUAACGCGGAGUCCCUGGUCACCGUACUUGUGCUGGUCACUGUGUUAUACUUGGAGAGAAGAGACAUCGCAAAAGCUGCCAUGUUUUAUGGCCUUUCUGUGCACAUGAAAAUCUACCCGGUGACUUACGCCCUGCCCAUCGCCCUGCACCUGGGCUGUGGCAGAGGGCCAAUGGAGACCGUCCCAUGGAAUGCAUCCAAGCCUGGCUUUGCGAACUACUUUGGGCAGCUUUUCUUCAGGCUGCUGAGCCCGGAUGUGUUGCUUUUUGGGGCGGUGGCUGGCGGUACCUUUGCUGCCUUGGGCCUUGCAUGCUACUUCCUGUAUGGUUGGGAGUUUCUGGAGCAUGCCUACCUCUACCACUUGACCAGAAGGGAUAUUCGGCAUAACUUCUCCCCCUAUUUCUACAUGUUGUACCUGACUGCAGAGAGCGAAUGGAGUUUUGCCCUCGGUCUCGCCGCUUUUCUGCCACAGCUGCUCUUGCUUCUAGUGGUGUCCUUGGUCUAUUACAAAGACUUGGCCUUCUGUUUCUUCCUGCACACUGGCAUCUUUGUGAGUUUUAACAAAGUGUGCACAUCCCAGUAUUUCCUUUGGUACUUGUGCCUGCUGCCACUCGUCAUGCCUGUUAUCGGGAUGUCCUGGCAUCGGGGUGUACUGCUUCUCCUUCUGUGGUUUAUUGGACAGGCACUGUGGCUGGCUCCUGCCUACUUCCUGGAGUUUAAAGGAAACAACACCUUUUUACUUAUCUGGUCGGCAGGCUUGUUCUUCCAAUUUAUUAAUUGCUUCAUCCUAGUUCAGAUUAUUUCUCACUAUCAUAAAGGAACACAAGCAGCCAAGAAAUCCAAGGCACAUUAAUAUUAGGUCUGUGUGUGAGUCAAAUUCUGCAAGCAGUUCUGUUGACUUAGAGGAAACUGCUUACCUGGGUAAUUUGGUUUAGUAAAAGUGUAUGUACUGUAUACAGGGGUAUAGGUUGUAGCCAUGUUAGUCUAAUAAAAGAUAUCAAAUUUACCAAAAGAACC
Gavialis gangeticus (Gharial) is the source of this 1445-nucleotide messenger RNA. It is a transcript of the gene PIGM, whose product is annotated as phosphatidylinositol glycan anchor biosynthesis class M. NCBI's taxonomy places the organism in Eukaryota, Metazoa, Chordata, Crocodylia, Gavialidae. Bases 34 to 1281 code for a protein of 415 amino acids. The transcript has a single exon. Gene Ontology annotation, cellular component: membrane; glycosylphosphatidylinositol-mannosyltransferase I complex. The record is from RefSeq and is a predicted model, not a curated record. Gene Ontology annotation, biological process: GPI anchor biosynthetic process. Gene Ontology annotation, molecular function: GPI mannosyltransferase activity; alpha-1,4-mannosyltransferase activity.